UCACAGAGUACAUGGAGGACUUGGAGUCUUGAUCGUCGGACUGAACAUCACGACUUUGUCCGAAAGAGGGAGUCGAGCUUCUUAUAUGGGGACGCCUGAACCUCGUAGCCAGUACACGACCACGUCUACCUUAUCGGGUGGAGAUACUGGGCUCACACAGCAACUCUUUUACUCUCCUAGUUCCUGAGCAGACCUAUGUCUGUAAGCUGCCUGAACAGACGACCAGUUUCGGACGUCCCGUCAGUCAUUGUUCCUCUUCAAUCACUGAAAACGAUCCGUAUACCAGAGUGUGUUUUCAUGAUUUCCAGGAAGCGUUUCGUUGGGCUCUUGGAUUAACUCGCUGACAUAUAUUUUUUAAAUAGGCCUACUUUUUGUUCCGCUGAGGUCUUUUUUUUUUUCUGUCAGUAACAAUGUUGUGGAAGCUGGCAGACAACGUGAAAUAUGAGGAUGACUGCGAGGAAAGACACGAUGGCAGCAGCAACGGCAACCCGAGGCUGCCCCACCUGCCAGCCGUCAGUCAGCACCUGUACAGCCCGUCCCCCUCACUCUCACACUCGGCUGGCUCAGACUUUCAGCCCCCGUAUUUCCCACCGCCCUACCAGCCCAUCUCAUACCCACAAUCCAGCGACCCUUAUUCUCACAUCGACCCGUUCAACAUCAACUCCAUACACCAGUCCCAGUCGUCGAACCAGCAGCAGUCGUGGCCCGGUCGUCAGAGUCAGGAGGGCCUGGGAGCGCAUCCCCGGAGCGGUCUGGCCAGUCAGAUACUGGGCCUGGAAGGCGGUUCCUCGGGGAUCAGGAGAGAAGGUUUCCGACGGCCGGAGUUGCUGCCUGCACACGUACACAACCUGGAUUCUUCGGUGAUUGGCGAUAACAUGGGGAUGCACGAAAUGGGCCAUGGGCUAGAUGAUGUCCAGCAUGUAGAUGACCACAGUAUUAUAAUGGCAGACCAGACAGUAAUUAAAAAAGUAUUAGGCUUGCGAGGGGGCAGGAACCUCGAUCGCUUACAGAGGACAUAUUAUCAGGGGGGCAUUCUCGCGGGUCCCGUUGCUCUGCCCAAAGGCAACGCGCUGGGCCUGCCCUUCCAGAAGGACACCCUGCUGGGCAUGGUGUCCAACCCCACCGAGGUGUUCUGCUCCGUGCCCGGCCGCCUCUCCCUGCUCAGCUCCACCUCCAAGUACAAGGUGACCGUGGCCGAGGUGCAGCGCCGCCUCUCGCCCCCAGAGUGCCUCAACGCCUCGCUGCUCGGGGGAGUCCUGCGCAGGGCCAAGUCAAAGAACGGAGGGCGUUCUCUGAGGGAGAAGCUGGACAAGAUUGGCCUCAACCUGCCAGCCGGCCGGAGGAAAGCAGCCAACGUGACCCUGCUCACCGCGCUAGUCGAAGGUGAAGCUGUUCAUCUCGCAAGAGACUUUGGAUACGUGUGUGAGACGGAGUUCCCGGCAAAGGCCAUAGCUGAUUAUCUGGGCAGACCUCAUGUGGAGCGUAACGAAGUCAACUCUCGCAAAAACAUGCUCCUCGCAGCCAAGCAGAUCUGCAAGGAGUUCACCGACCUGCUGACCCAAGACCGCUCACCCCUCGGCAACUCUCGGCCGGCCCCUAUCCUGGAGCCGGGCAUCCAGGGCUGCCUGACCCACUUCAGCCUCAUCACCCAUGGCUUCGGCUCGCCCGCCAUCUGCGCCGCCAUGACCUCGCUGCAGAACUACCUGAACGAGGCCCUGAAGCAGGUGGACAAGAUGUACCUGAGCUCCGGCAGCGACACCCAGGGAUCCUCCGACAGCGGCGGCAAAUCCACCGACAAAAUGGAGAAGCACAGGAAAUGAGAGAACCUCCAGGCAAAGAGAAUCUCCCUCUCUCUCCCUCUCUCUCCCUCUCUCUCUUUCUCUCUGUCUCUCGCUGUCUUGCCCCCAGAAAAAAAGAAAUAAGAGGAGAUUAAAUCGACUCUUACCUAAUACUUUCUUGGUCCCUGCCCUGUCUGGACGAUUGAAAACAAAAAAAUAACAUGUUCCCCGUAUAGUAUUGUUUUUGGGUUGGUCCUUUUUUUGUGGUUUUAUGAAAACUGCUUUUUUACUUUUGAUGUAUUGGAGUAUUGGAGUGUCAUCCUUUUGAGUUCACGCUGUGUUCAAACCGAGUCAUUUUAGUGAGGCGACUGGUGCUGAACGGUUCGCGGACUUCCUGCUUCCUGUUUAGAGUUUAAACCAACCCAAACCACCAUAAAAAGAAAAACUAAAAAGAUACACAGACUUUACACAUCCAAGGAAAGAGGAAAACAGUGGCUGUGCGGCCGGGACACUGACGCCACAGACCUAAGAACGGGGUUAUGCUGACCAAAGGAGGGAGAAAAAAGAGAGAGAGAGAGAGAGAGAGAGAGAGAGAAUGCAGACUUUGUCGUUGUCUUUCUUCUCCCUAGAGGAAACCAUUUCUUUUGAGGAGUCACCAUGUCGGCCAUGUCUGUGAAUUCCUCUAUGCAUCCCCCCAGUCUCCCCCUUCUCCCCCCCGUCUCCCACCACUGCUCACCCUGUCUGGAGGCAAAUCCACUGAUUUCCUGUGUGUCUUCCGCAGUGGUCGGAUCCCACUGGAUUUUCAAAAAAGACUCCUUUUAUAUGGGAAAAAACCAGAGAUGAAAAUCUGAUUAGUUUUUGCUCUUUUUUUUUUCCUUAAAAAAAUACAAAGACUCUGAAACGGGUCCAGUGUUAUUGUGAGUCGUCAUUGGGAGUCCGCUCGGAUAUCGCUUUUGUAGGCUUUAAUAAAAGUUAUGGAGUUAAUGACAUGUUCGUCUGCCUCUUACUGUCGGUCAUGGUAUGAAUUAAGGAGCAAAGAAUGUGAGCCCUUUCAGUGUUUAUUUGAUUUCUAAAGCAUAGCAAUACUUUUAUUUUUACUUAAUCAUGAAACCACUUUGUAAGACUGCAUAGACGUUGGGUGUGCUACCAUGUUAGGUAUCCCUUAGUACUGAACACUUCCAUGUUGUAUAUCCAACAACCACAAGCCAAUUCAAUCCUUCCAGCAUGUAUGUUGUGAGAAUGUUUGUGUAAAUGUAAAUAUUCCUUUCUUUUGGAAAAAAAAAGUGUUUUUAAUUCAAUAUUGAAAAACAAACAUAGGAUUUUAUCCAUUGUCUUUCCUGAAUGUAAAUACUUUCUAAUUUAUGUUGUAAUUUAAUGGGUUGUGUAAAUACUGGUUUCAUUUGGGUGUCUGGCUUCACUUUUUAUGAUGUGUUCAACUUUUAUAAAUGGGUUAGUUUUUUAUCACGUCAAGAUUAGAAAGUGGGUAUUAUAUGCUUUUUUGAAAAUGUGUAAGAAAAAAAACAUUUUAAAUAUAACAGGAAAAAAAACGAAUAAAAGACCCA
Messenger RNA from Gadus chalcogrammus (walleye pollock), 3340 nucleotides. RefSeq names its product transcription factor AP-2 gamma (activating enhancer binding protein 2 gamma) (gene tfap2c). The record is from RefSeq and is a predicted model, not a curated record. Gene Ontology annotation, molecular function: RNA polymerase II transcription regulatory region sequence-specific DNA binding; DNA-binding transcription factor activity, RNA polymerase II-specific. The coding region runs from base 411 to 1820 and encodes 469 amino acids. The transcript is spliced from 8 exons. Gene Ontology annotation, biological process: regulation of cell population proliferation; regulation of transcription by RNA polymerase II; anatomical structure development. Gene Ontology annotation, cellular component: nucleus. NCBI's taxonomy places the organism in Eukaryota, Metazoa, Chordata, Actinopteri, Gadiformes, Gadidae.